AUGUCUUCCAAAUCCAGCAAAAAUGGCAAGAUCACCGACUCGCGGUUCUCAAACUUCGAGACCGACCCCCGCUUCCGCCUCCCCUCGAAGAAGCAGACCAAGACCACAAUCGACAAGCGCUUCGCGCGCAUGCUGAAGGACGACUCCUUCACUGCCACAUCAAAGGUCGACCGCUACGGCCGCAAGAUCAAGUCCGACUCGAAGAAGAAGGCGCUACAGAGGCUGUACGAGGCGGAAGAUGGCGAUGACGCAGAAGAGGAGGAAGGCGAGGGCGACGACAUGGAGGUCGAGUCCGACGAUGUCGUGCAGCGCGAGCUGGCCAAGGCGGACGCCAAGUACGACCCGGCGCGCGGUGGCGGCUUCAGCGAGUCCGAGUCGGAAUCGGAGUCCUCGGACGACGACGACGAAGAGGAGCCGGAGGUGGUCGCGGAUCCCAAGGCGUCCGUGUCGCGGCUUCGCGAUGAGCAGGCCGAGGUCGAGGACGGCGAGGUCACGAACCGGAUAGCCAUCGUCAACCUCGACUGGGACAACAUCAAAUCCGCAGACCUCUUUGCGCUCUUCACGAGUUUCCUCCCCGCGACCGGCGGCCGCGUCGAAAAGGUCUCGAUCUACCCCAGCGAGUUCGGCAAGGAGCGCAUGCAGCGCGAAGAGCUCGAGGGACCGCCGAAAGAAAUCUUCAAGAACGCCGACGAGAGCGAGGAGGAAAGCGAGGAGGACGAGGACGAGGCGAUCAAGAAGGAGCUGUUGGAGGAGGGCGACGCCGAGGACUUCGACAGUGACGCGUUGAGGAAGUACCAGCUCGACAGGCUGCGGUACUACUACGCCGUCAUGACGCUCUCCGAUAAGGCGACGGCACAGAAGCUUUACGAGGCGACCGACGGCACCGAGUACCAGUCCUCUUCGAACUUCAUCGACUUGCGGUUCAUCCCCGACGACGUCACCUUUGACGACGAGCCCAGAGACGAGUGCGAUAAGAUGCCGGAGGGAUACAAGCCUGUCGAGUUCACCACCGACGCGCUGCAACAUUCCAAGGUGAAGCUCACGUGGGAUAUCAACCCCGACGACGUGGCGCGCAAGGCGUCCAUCAACCGCGCCUUCACAGGAAGCCGCGCGCAACUCGAAGAGAACGAUUUGAAGGCGUACCUCGCCAGCGACAGCGAAGACGACGGCGCCGAGUCUGAUAUCGAAAUAGUAGACGCGGCGGCAGAGGAGGACGAGGAGGCGGCCGACGAGCCCAAGCUGUCAAAGAAGGAGCUCCAGCGCCGGAAGAUGAGAGCGAUGCUCGGCCUCGGCGCCGAGGAGGAGAAGAAGUCCAAGGACGCACCCGUCGGCGACAUGGAAAUCACCUUCACGCCCGCGCUCACGGAGGCCAAGAAGGACAAGCCGGAGGGCGAGGAGACGACCAUCGAGAAGUACAAGCGCAAAGAGCGCGAGCGCAAGGAGAAGAAGCGCGAAGCAGCCCGCGCCAGACGCGAGGGCGGCAACGUCGAGGCCGCGCCCGCCGAGGAGGUCGAGGAAGUCGAGCAGACGGAAGACCUCGGCUUCGACGACCCCUUCUUCGCCGCCGAGGAGGCCCCGAAGAAGACCAAGACGGCGAUCCGCAAGGAGGAGCGGCUGGCCAAGCGCGCGGCGCGCGAGGCCGAGGAGAAGGAGAAGGCGGACCAGAAGGCGCAGCUGCAGCUCCUCAUGGCGGGCGACGGCGACGACGACGGCGAGCAGCUGGAGCACUUCGACAUGAACGAGAUCCUCAAGGCGGAGAAGCUCAAGAAGAAGAAGGGCAAGGGCAAGAACAAGAAGAACAAGAAGGGCGGCGCCGGCGCCGACGCCGACGAGGAGAAGGUCGGCCUGCAGGAGGGCUUCAAGAUGGACGUCGCGGACGACCGUUUCAAGGCCGUCUUCGAGAGCCACAAGUACGCCAUCGACCCGUCGAACCCCAAGUUCAAGGCGACGGAGGGCAUGCAGAAGCUGCUGGAGGAGGGGCGCAAGAAGAGGAAGGUCGACGACGGGGACGACGACGAGCCGCCUGCCGAGAGGUCUGGGAAGAAGGCCAAGAAGGAGAAGAAGAACAAGAAGGACGACGAGGAGCUCAGCGGACUCGUUGCGUCAGUGAAGAGAAAGGCCGGGAAGAAAUAG
Messenger RNA from Colletotrichum karsti, 2133 nucleotides. RefSeq lists its product as uncharacterized. Gene Ontology annotation, molecular function: RNA binding. Gene Ontology annotation, cellular component: nucleus. Gene Ontology annotation, biological process: rRNA processing. The record is from RefSeq and is a predicted model, not a curated record. The coding region runs from base 1 to 2133 and encodes 710 amino acids. The transcript has a single exon. NCBI's taxonomy places the organism in Eukaryota, Fungi, Ascomycota, Sordariomycetes, Glomerellales, Glomerellaceae.